Synchiropus splendidus (mandarinfish) is the source of this 1089-nucleotide messenger RNA. Its product is annotated as E3 ubiquitin-protein ligase-like. The record is from RefSeq and is a predicted model, not a curated record. Gene Ontology annotation, molecular function: ubiquitin protein ligase activity. Bases 73 to 552 code for a protein of 159 amino acids. The transcript is spliced from 2 exons. Gene Ontology annotation, biological process: protein ubiquitination. NCBI's taxonomy places the organism in Eukaryota, Metazoa, Chordata, Actinopteri, Syngnathiformes, Callionymidae.
CACGCGUGUUUAUAACCUGUCCGCUCAGCUGACGCCUGAGUUUCAUUCAGAGAGUCAGCCGAGUUCUUCAGGAUGUAUUCUGAGCUCGAGUGCGGAGUUUGUUACCGGAGGUUCAACUGUGGCCGCCGGUGUCCCCGGGAGCUCGAGUGCCGGCACGUCUUCUGCCAAAGCUGCCUGCUGCUGCUCGCUCAUACCCGGCAGGAGCCCGACGAAACCACCGGCUGCCAAAUCUGCUGCCCGCUGUGUCGACACAUCACCUCCAUCUCCGGCAAAGCCCCGGUCGAGGGUCUCCAGGUGACCCAGAGCGUCCUCGAUGUGCUGCUGGCGGAGGGCGGUCUGGAGGAGGAAGAUCCGGAGGAGGAAGAGCACGGCGGGAAGGAGGUGGAACCCGAGACCGACCACAGCGACUCCAAUGUGGGCACAAGAGGCGGGCGUCUCCGGCGUUCUUUCAGGAAAGUGUGGAUGAAGAUAAUCGGGAAGAGAGAAGGAGAAGACACGUUAUCCGACUCUGACAUCCGGAGCCUGGCGUUGAUGUCCUGCUACAUGCUCUGACCUAACUGACGGGCCAUACAUGCCUCAUCUUAUAGAAGGAAGCGCCCGCUUCAGAGGUGGUGGGACUCGGGCAUGUCGGAUGAAGCUCAUCCUCCUCCACCUGCCAUCAUUUAUUUAUCUCCAUGCAAAAUGUGAUGUUAUUUAACGCUGUCUUUUUGUCUGCUCGUGUGCUGCAAGAGUGGUGAGGGAAUGUGUUAUUGAUGGCAGCAGAGCACCUGCUGUGUUCUCAGAUGAUGUGACAAAUUGUAUAGUCAUAUUUUUAUUUGUAUUCUGAAUAUUUUGUACUGUUUUUAUUUUAUUCUGCAUAUUUUGUACUGUUUUUGACAGUGCGGUUUGUAAAUGAAACAAAACAAUCUUGUUUUGGUUAUUUAUUUUCUUAUUUAAAGAUAUUCUUUCACAGCUUUGUUAUCUCUGAUUCCUUUUUGUGAAAAAAGAAUGAAAAAGUUUAAUUUCAUUAUUGACUUUGUUGUAUGAAUUAUAAAUAACUGUAUUUGGUCAAAUCAAACCUUAAGGAUUCAAUAAAUUAAAAAAUCUGUA